AUGCACUCAUCUACCUUCCUCUUCUCCCUCCUGGCAGCUUCGGCCUCAGCUCUUCCAGCCACCGGAAUGCUCGCCAAAGCCAUCAUGGCAAGGGCUCCUCCAGAAGCCAACGUAGUCAUCAAUAGCAUCACCUACUCCGGAGCUGGUUGCCCUGACGCUGAUGUGGCUUCGCAGGUAUCUGUUGACAAAACAGUCGCUGUUUUUCUCUAUGAUGCCAAUCUUGUGUCGACAGCGGAUCCUGGGACUGUCAAGUGUGCCCUCAAUCUUGAUAUCAGUGUGGUUGCUGGCUGGAAAUAUGGGGUCGGGAAGAGCAUCGAUGUGGCUGGUUAUGCUUCAACGCAAGUGGGAGUACAGGCUGGAGUUGAUGUGAAGUUAACUACUAGCACUGGAUCGUUUACUUGGGCUACUCCAUUGGGCACUUCAUUGGCCCCGACAGAGCAGGAUGUGCAUAUACACCUCUCUCGACCAGACUCUGGACCAUGGUCUGCUCCUGGUGGAGGUCUUUCAACUCUAGAAACCGCGAUAACUAUAGAUCCUAAAUCCAGUGGAAAUACUGGUGUCUUGAUCUUAGAUACUCUCACUUCUACAUUGGAGUACAAGAAGGUCUAG
Glarea lozoyensis ATCC 20868 is the source of this 609-nucleotide messenger RNA. RefSeq lists its product as uncharacterized. The coding region runs from base 1 to 609 and encodes 202 amino acids. The transcript is spliced from 2 exons. Lineage: Eukaryota; Fungi; Ascomycota; Leotiomycetes; Helotiales; Helotiaceae. The record is from RefSeq and is a predicted model, not a curated record.